Aspergillus costaricaensis CBS 115574 is the source of this 1494-nucleotide messenger RNA. Its product is annotated as cytochrome P450. Gene Ontology annotation, molecular function: heme binding; iron ion binding; oxidoreductase activity, acting on paired donors, with incorporation or reduction of molecular oxygen. The record is from RefSeq and is a predicted model, not a curated record. The coding region runs from base 1 to 1494 and encodes 497 amino acids. The transcript has 5 exons. NCBI's taxonomy places the organism in Eukaryota, Fungi, Ascomycota, Eurotiomycetes, Eurotiales, Aspergillaceae.
AUGUUUCCAAACUUUCAGAGGAAUGGCAUUGACUCAGGUUCUGCCCUUACAUCGCUGCUCGCAUGCAUCGUUCUCUACGUAUGCUACAAUGCGUUUCUGCAUCCACUGAGGCGGUAUCCAGGCCCCAGGCUAUGGGCUGCCACGCGGCUACCAUGGUGCUGGUACCAGGCUCAAGGCCGGCUAAACCAGAAGCUGCUCGAAUUGCAUCUACGAUACGGCCACAUCGUGCGAGUAGCUCCGAAUGAACUAUCUUAUAGCUCAGAGGAAGCAUGGAGAGCUAUUUACGGACCGCGAUCGGAUGAGAUGGGCAAAGAUCCCGUCUUUUCGCUGCGAACGCCAACUGGCGUACAAAAUAUCCUGACGGCAGAUAGACAGACACAUACGAGACAGCGACGGCUUCUGUCGCAUGCUUUUUCCGAAAAAGCUUUACGUGAGCAAGAAGUCAUCAUCCAGCGAUAUGUAGACCAGCUCAUGAGACAACUGGCCGCUCGAGCAAACGAUAGCCCGCAGAACAUGGUAGACUGGUUCACCUUCAUUGCAUAUGAUCUCAUUCGUGACCUUUCCUUCGGCGAAAGGUUCCAUUGCCUGAACACCGCGGAAUACGAUCCCUUCGUGAGAUCUAUCCGUGCAAUCUCCAAAGAGUUGACUUUCAUCCAAAUGUUCGCCUACUACAAUCUACUCUCUUUUCGGCAGCUAUUCAUGCCCAAGUCCAUUGCGGGAGCACGGGCACAGAACAUGCAGCGAGUUAUUGAAACCGUCAAUUGUCGCGUAGCUCGAAACACCGACCGCAAGGACUUUUUGCACUACAUCCUCGCUGCGAUGGAGACGGAAAAAGGGAUGUCACGGGCAGAGAUGAAUGUCAAUGCUUUUUCCUUCAGCAUAGCUGGGUCAGAGUCGUCGGCGACAGCAUUGAGCGCGUUCACAUACUACAUUCUAUCGCAUGUGAGUGUGUACGACCGACUCAUCGCUGAGAUCCGUGGCGCAUUCGAGAAGUACGAGCAGAUAGAUAUCUCUUCUGUCACCCAGCUGCCAUAUCUAAACGCCGUACUGCAGGAGACUCUGCGUAUCUACCCUCCUGUAGCUGUGACUCUACCCAGAGUUGUCCCAGCCAACGGCGCAGUUAUUGACGGUAAAUUUGUACCCGCUGGAGUGACGGUGGGAGUCAAUCACUUUGCAUGCUACCAUGACCCACGCAACUACUACCGUCCACAGGACUUCCUACCUGAGCGGUGGCUGCCAGAAUGUCAGGAGAAGGGGCCUUUUUCCAUUGAUCGCCCGAAAAGCUGCCAACCUUUCUCCUUUGGGCCCAGGAACUGCCUUGGUAAGAACCUAGCGUGGGCCGAAAUGCGACUAAUAGCGGCGAAACUGCUGUUUCUAUUUGAUAUGGAGCUGUUUGAGACAGGAAAGGCUUGGGCUGAUGGACAGAAGGUCUUUGGGUUCUGGGUGAAACCGCCGUUGUUAGUGAGAUUGGCACCGAGAGGUGACCAACGAUAA